Daucus carota subsp. sativus is the source of this 1366-nucleotide messenger RNA. RefSeq names its product F-actin-capping protein subunit alpha-like. NCBI's taxonomy places the organism in Eukaryota, Viridiplantae, Streptophyta, Magnoliopsida, Apiales, Apiaceae. Gene Ontology annotation, biological process: actin cytoskeleton organization; barbed-end actin filament capping. Bases 157 to 1083 code for a protein of 308 amino acids. The record is from RefSeq and is a predicted model, not a curated record. The transcript has 11 exons. Gene Ontology annotation, molecular function: actin filament binding. Gene Ontology annotation, cellular component: actin cortical patch; F-actin capping protein complex.
UUUCUCUAACACACACUUGACAGCUUUGUGUAUCACUUCUGCUUCACACACUCAACAAAGCUCCUCCUUUGGAAUCCCCCACCACAUUUCAACUACAAUAACAUAUACAACGAACAUCACCUCAGUACAUAUAUUAAUAUAUAGAGAUAAGAGCAGAUGGCAGACGAAGAAGAAAGCGAACUAAGUGUGGAGCAGAAGAUAGAAAUAGCGAAAUGGUUCCUUCUUAAUUCUCCUCCCGGUGAAAUUCAGUAUGUUGCUAAAGAUGUUAAGGCAAUAUUGAAGGAUGAUUAUGUGUAUGAAACCGCGGCUUCUGAGGCGUUUUCCAUUUAUAAUAAAUCUCAUCUCCUUUGCCUUCCAAUGCCUAAUAACUCUGGGGAUGUGCUGAUAACUGCGUUUAACGAAAUUGAUGCCAAUGAUUAUCUUGAUCCUAUCACUGCUCAAGUUGCCAAAGUUGACCAUGUCAAGCAAGUUUGUACAGAAGUGAGACGGGCAAAUGAUGAGGAACUUCCAUUCCCAUAUGUCGAGGAAUAUCGAUGUGCAGUUGAUGCAGAAGUAAGUAAGUAUGUCGGUGAAGCUUAUCCUAAAGGUGUUUGUUCGGUUUUCUGCACAAGUGGAAAGGAUGUGGAAGAACCUGGAUCCGAUUUUGAACUUGUUGUGGUUAUUUCAGCUGCUCGACACAGCCCACAAAAUUUCUGUAAUGGAAGCUGGCGCUCUGUAUGGAAUAUCGAGUUGAAAGAGGACUUGCAAAUUGUGGAAAUAAAAGGCAGGCUGCAGGUGGGUGCUCACUACUUUGAAGAAGGAAAUGUCCAGUUAGACGCAAAACAUGAGUGCAAGGACUCAACAAUCAUUCAGGCUGCUGAUGAUUGUGCAAUUUCCUUGACUAACAUUAUUCGCCAUCAUGAGACAGAGUACCUAACUUCUCUUCAGGCAUCAUAUUCAAACUUACCAGAUACUACUUUUAAGGAUCUCCGUAGGAAACUUCCAGUUACUCGAACAUUAUUCCCGUGGCAUAACACUGUGCAGUUUAGCCUGACUAGAGAUCUUGCAGAAGAGCUUGGAAUCGGAAAGCAGACCAAUCAGUAGAUUGUAUGCUUCUUCCUAAGGUGGGGCUGCUGGAGGCUUUGUUGAUUCAUGUGAAGAUGCUGUUGAUGGCUGUUUUGACAAGCACCUGGACAGCUGAAACAUGUCAAAAAAAAUUUAGACAAGAUUCUUCUGAUGUCUGUGGAGUUUCCCUUGUGCAUAUGAUUAAAUUUUAUUAGUAUAAUUCAGGGAUGACUUUUUGUAUCUGAAUUACCUAUAUACAUUGUGCAUUUGAAGUAAUUUCAAGCAUAUAUAUAAAGAUCUUCAGGUCACCAGUUUUUAGCAA